CCCAACUUCUGCUUCGGAGCCGCGAUGGCCCCGCGGGCGCUGCCGCUCGCCCUGGGGCUGCUGGCCACGGUCCUGCUCUCCUGCGGCGGCUCCGGGCUGGACGUGGAGACCCCGCUGGUUUUCCAGGGCGACCCCGCCGGCGCUUUCGGCACCAGCGUGGCCCAGUUCGGCACCAGUGACGACGGCUGGGUCCUGGUGGGAGCCCCCCUGGAGCGCGGCGGUGCCAACGAGACCGGGGCCAUUUAUCGCUGCCGCUUCCAGUCGGGAAGGUGCCAGAAGGUUCCGGUCACCGGACCUCCCGGAGCGGUCAACUCGUCCCUGGGGCUGGCGCUGGCGGCCGGAGACGGCGGGGUGCUGGCCUGCGGCCCCACCUCUCCCCAGGCCUGCGGGGUCAACGUCCACCUCAACGGCUUCUGCGUCCACCUGGACUCGGCCCUGCAGCCGCUCCGGCGCUUCCCGGACGCCUUCCCAGAGUGUCCCAAGAGCUCCAUGGACAUCGCGUUCCUCAUCGACGGCUCGGGCAGCAUCGCCCCCCACGAGUUCAACACCAUGAAGACGUUCAUCGUGGAGGUCAUGAAGCGCUUCCAGGGCGCCGACGUCCAGUUCUCCCUCACCCAGUUCUCCCACCUCCUGCACGACCACUUCGACUUCCGCACCUUCCGGCGCCUUCCGAACCCGGCGCUGCUGCUGAGGAGCGUCGGGCAGCUCCGCGGCUCCACCUACACGGCCACGGCCAUCCGGCACGUCCUGCGGCAGAUGUUCGUCCCCGGCCGCGGCGCGCGGGCCGGCGCCCGGCGGAUCCUGAUCGUGGUCACGGACGGGGAGAAGUUCGGGGACCAGCUGAGCUACUCGGACGUCAUCCCGCUGGCCGAGAGCAUGGCAGUCACUCGCUACGCCAUCGGGGUGGGCAGCGCCUUCCAGACGCCGGACGCCCAGGCCGAGCUCCUCGAGAUCGCCUCCAGCCCCGGCCGCGACCACGUCUUCCGCGUGGACAACUUCGACGCGCUGGGGGACAUCCAGAACCAGCUGCAGGAGAAGAUCUUCGCCAUCGAGGGCACCCAGAGCGCCCACAGCAGCUCCUUCCAGCUGGAGAUGGCCCAGGAGGGCUUCAGCGCCCUGGUGACGCCCGUAGGUGUCCCCUGCUGGCCUUGGGGGGCCCGGGGGGGGGUCCCCGGAAGGGUCCUGAUGUCCUCAGGAGGGUCCUGA
Corvus hawaiiensis (hawaiian crow) is the source of this 1206-nucleotide messenger RNA. RefSeq names its product integrin alpha-D-like. NCBI's taxonomy places the organism in Eukaryota, Metazoa, Chordata, Aves, Passeriformes, Corvidae. The record is from RefSeq and is a predicted model, not a curated record. The transcript is spliced from 10 exons. Bases 25 to 1206 code for a protein of 393 amino acids.